Molecule: messenger RNA, 1348 nt
Organism: Vigna angularis (adzuki bean)
Lineage: Eukaryota; Viridiplantae; Streptophyta; Magnoliopsida; Fabales; Fabaceae
Product: ATP-dependent Clp protease proteolytic subunit-related protein 4, chloroplastic
Exons: 8
Coding region: 38-952 (304 amino acids)
Biological process (GO): protein quality control for misfolded or incompletely synthesized proteins
Cellular component (GO): endopeptidase Clp complex
Molecular function (GO): serine-type endopeptidase activity; ATPase binding; ATP-dependent peptidase activity
Source: RefSeq, a predicted model, not a curated record
CCAUUAUUUUCUUCUUUCACGUAGUGGCUCACUCACCAUGGAGGUUGCCUCAACUGCUUCUAGCUUCGCACUCAACAAGCCAAUUAUGGCAUUGCCGUCUUCGUCUCGAACCGUAACCCCUAUUCGAGCCAUGAGUUCGUCGACCUCCUCCGUCAGGACAUCUCUCUCCACCAAUUUCAUUGCUCCUCCUGCCUUAAUCAGCAGCGCCUCUAGCCAUUUCUCCGGCUACAAGCUCCGACCAUCCUCCCUCAACCCGGCUUCAUUUGGUGGCUCCAACGCCAAGCGAGGCGUCAUUACUAUGGUUAUUCCAUAUUCAAGUGGGAGUGCAUUUGAACAACCUCCACCGGACUUGGCUUCUUACUUGUACAAAAACCGAAUUGUUUACUUGGGCAUGUCUCUUGUUCCAUCUGUUACUGAGUUGAUUCUAGCAGAAUUUCUUUACCUUCAAUAUGAAGAUGAUGAUAAGCCUAUCUACCUCUACAUAAACUCCACUGGGACAACUAAGGGAGGUGAGAAGUUGGGUUAUGAGACUGAGGCCUUUGCAAUUUAUGAUGUGAUGAGGUAUGUCAAGACUCCUAUUUUCACUCUUUGUGUUGGUAAUGCUUGGGGAGAAGCAGCAUUGCUUUUGGCUUCAGGUGCAAAGGGAAACCGCUCUGCUUUGCCAUCAUCAACAAUAAUGUUAAGACAGCCAAUUGCAAGGUUUCAAGGUCAAGCAACAGAUGUUAACCUUGCAAGAAGAGAAGUCAAUAAUGUGAAGGCAGAAUUAGUUAAAUUGUAUGCAAAGCAUAUGGAAAAAACACCUGAGCAGAUUGAAAAUGAUAUUCAGCGUCCAAAGUAUUUUAGCCCCAGUGAAGCUGUUGAGUAUGGUAUCAUAGACAAGGUUAUAUACAAUGAUAGGGGGUCUGAGGAUCGUGGAGUUGUUUCUGAUCUUAAAAAGGCACGGCUUAUUUGACAGUUGGGAUUUGAAUUGCAAUUUUCUCGGAGUUCAGGCACUUUUGUAUUUGGCCGGAUUUAGUUUCAUCUUGUUAGUUGGCUUGCUUCACAACACGCGUUGAAGACACAUGUAAGGGAGACACAGGAAUACCCCACUCGCACAUUUGCUGGUCCGUUGGUCUCUUGGUUAUGUAUUUUUAUGCAUUAUCUAAUUUAAGUGGCUUUGAUGGAGUAUUGUCAAAAUUGAUGACCAUUAUAGAGAUUCGACUUUUUUGUUUUUUAAAACAUGAUUCCAUUUGUUUCCUUUUUUGGCAUUGAUACAGUAAGUAUGUAGCAAAAAUUGUGAUUGUUUUCUUGUCUACAGGAAUUUGUGUGGAAAUGGUAGUUUUUGUGGAUUCCUUAUUUUCUUGGAUAU